This is a messenger RNA of Alexandromys fortis (reed vole), 3813 nucleotides long. It is a transcript of the gene Dnai4, whose product is annotated as dynein axonemal intermediate chain 4. Gene Ontology annotation, biological process: cilium movement. The record is from RefSeq and is a predicted model, not a curated record. Gene Ontology annotation, molecular function: dynein heavy chain binding; dynein light chain binding. The transcript is spliced from 17 exons. Gene Ontology annotation, cellular component: axonemal dynein complex. The coding region runs from base 87 to 2510 and encodes 807 amino acids. Lineage: Eukaryota; Metazoa; Chordata; Mammalia; Rodentia; Cricetidae.
CAAGCCGCUGAUGCGGGCGGUUGGGGUCCGGGCAUAGCAGAACCGCUAGGGAAGGGGCGCCGAGCCCUAGUCUGCGGGUCGCCACCAUGUUCGGCUCUCCGACGACCACCCGCAAGCAGGCCAGCUUUGCCACGAGUCCCAGCUCACAAACAAGGAAGUCUAUUAGCUUUAGUAGCCCAUCAAAAGCAAGUUCAGGGAAAGGCUAUUCUGGCGCCACUCAAAGCAGAAUUGCCAUGUCAAGAACGAUGGUUUCUGUUCCUGAGAUAAAGCCGGUAGAAAAACUGAAUAUUUCUGGCACUAAGACAGUACAGGUGUUUGAUGCAAGAGGCGUUGAUGUUACUCCCCGACCUCUCUACCAUCCAGAUCCACACCUGGGAACAGCAAAGCCCAACAAACUCUUGAUGUCACAAGAAGGAUCACUUGCAUCAGAUUUUAUUUCUUCAUACAGUCUGUAUCAAAAUACAGUUAACCCUAGUAUGUUAGGGCAGUUCACAAGGUCAGUCAUGGGGAGCAGCACAGUGUCGAAGUCAAGUGUGUCCACCACCGAAUCAAUGACGGAGGAUCUAGAAGAACCAGCUUACAAGAGGGACAGACUGGCUAGUUUUACAGAUGUGCGAGUUCUGAGAACCACACCUGAGACAUCUUUAACCAAGGAAGAGCUGGAGAAGAACAUAGAGAUCAUUCUCACGGAGACGAAAACACUGAAGUUUUUUGACCUGCCAACAGUCAUACACUCAGUAGAAUCUGAAGAAGCGGAGAAAAUAGUACUGAAAAAUAAGAAUUAUGAAGUCCUUUGUAGAAAUAGAUUAGGCAAUGACCUGUAUGUCGAACGGAUGAUGCAAACAUUUAAUGGCGCUCCAAAGAAUAAAGAUGUCCAGUGUGAAAAGAUCAUAAUGGAAGACAAAGGCAUAAUGGCCACCGCCUGGGAUUUGUAUGAUUCUUUCAACGUUCCCGAAGCUUUGCUGUCAGCAAAACCAUCAUCCGUGGCUGGAAGUAAAGGAAAUUUACUUGCUAAAGACCAGAACGAGAACCUAGACGAUAGUGAAACUAGCUCCCUCAUGGAUAUAGAAAAUGUAAUUCUGGCUAAAGUUCAUGAAGAUGAAGAAGACCAUUCAGGGGCCAUAUUAAAAUCUGAGAAGCUUCAACAAGACUUAUUUUUCAUGGAAAGGGUUUUAAUGGAAAAUGUAUUUCAGCAGAAGCUUGCAGCCUAUCGCCAACUCCCUGUUUUAAAAGAACGUGAACCUGAAGAGUUGGAAGAAGUUAAGGAAGAAGAAAAUCUCGAGGAAACAGAGGAGGAGAGUAAGGAGGACGAAGAAGAAAUGGAGAUGGAACUGGAACUAGAGAUAGCCACAGAGCAGUCAACAAUACCAGCCAAUCUGGAGCGGCUCUGGUCUUUCGCCUGUGACUUAACUAAAGGCCUUAAUGUGAGCAGCCUCGCCUGGAAUAAAGCAAAUCCAGACCUUUUGGCUGUUGGCUAUGGGAACUUUGGAUUUAAAGAGCAAAAAAGAGGAAUGGCUUGCUGCUGGUCAAUAAAGAACCCCAUGUGGCCAGAGCGCAUUUAUCAGAGUUCCUAUGGAGUUACGUCUGUGGACUUUUCGAUCAGCUCACCUAAUCUGCUAGCAGUUGGCUACCACAACGGCACGGUUGCGAUUUACAACGUGCAGAGCAGCAGUAACACUCCAGUUCUGGACAGCAGCGAGUCACCUCAGAAACAUCUGGGACCGGUUUGGCAACUGCAGUGGAUAGAACAAGACAGAGGAACCACGGGGGAUGACAAGAGAGAGAUCUUGGUGUCCAUAUCAGCUGAUGGAAGGGUCUCCAAGUGGAUUAUUCGAAAAGGACUGGAUUGUCAUGAUUUGAUGCGGCUGAGGCGAACUACUGCUACGAGCAGCAAAAAGGGAGCGGAGAAGGAAAAGAAGGGCGAGGCUCUGAUCUCUCGACAGGCUCCCGGGAUGUGCUUCGCUUUCCACCCCAAGGACACAAAUAUAUAUCUGGCUGGCACAGAAGAAGGCCUUAUUCACAAGUGUUCCUGUUCAUACAAUGAGCAAUACCUAGAGACAUAUAGAGGACACAAGGGUCCAGUGUAUAAAGUCACGUGGAACCCAUUCUGUCCUGAUGUCUUCUUGAGCUGCUCUGCAGACUGGGGUGUCAUGAUCUGGCGUCAGGAGACUCUCAAGCCAUAUUUGAGUUUUUACCCAACUACUUACGUUGUUUAUGAUGUCGCCUGGUCUCCAAAAUCCGCUUAUAUUUUUGCUGCUGCAAAUGAGAGCAGAGUAGAAAUUUGGGACCUUCAAAUCAGCACUUUGGAUCCUCUGAUUGUGAAUGUUGCUAACCCUGGAAUCAAGUUCACAACCGUUCUCUUUGCCAAGCAGACAGAUUGCCUUCUCGUGGGAGACAGUGAUGGGCAGGUUGCAGUCUAUGAACUGAGAAAUAUGCCUACUGCUUUGGACAAUGGCCGGGGAGAUGUAAUAAACGUUCUGCUUGGGUCCAAGACAAACCAAUCAGGAUAAUCCAUCAUUUGGAUUCUGUUGCAUUUUAUUCUUGUUUUAGGAAAAGGGAAUAACAUUAUAUACCAUAAGAUUUUUAGUUUUAAAAGAGCAAUAUGGGGUCUAUAUCUUCCAUUUAAAUUAAAUUAGCUUCUAUUUCAGAAAUGUGAUUAGUUUAUAAUAUGAAAUAAGCUUAAGGUUUUUGUUGGGAUUUUUUAAUUUUCUAAAGAUAUUUCUGCUACACUUCUUGGUCAUAUUUGAAAUAUCUAUUAGCAAAUACAUAUACCUGUAAAAUGUCUAAAUAGCUUAAAAAGUAAUUUUUUUAAAAAAAACAUAGCUAUUUUUAGAAUUACUUAAUCUUCAGUCAUUAGAAGAUAAAAUUCCAGCAACUAUCAAACCUGCUUCCCAAGCUCUGCUUUUAUGAUUUACAGCCGCACGGCCACUUCUAUGAGCACGGUGAGUUCUCACACCUGACUUGGAACAUCGUUGCUGUCCUCCUAAAUCCGAGCCCUGAAACUAGAGAGCUUUGUCAGACCACUUGACAAGCUAGGGGAUGGAACAGCAAAUAUCAGCAUCCCAUUGUCCAGCUAGCUAGCCAGCAUCCUACUCUCUCGUCAGAGGGCAGCGCUCAUCUGAAAUAUGUCUUUACCUUCCUCUGAAAGCCCUGAAUCAUCUGCCAUGAAGUUUCAGCCCAGACUUGCGUUGUCUCUGCAAGAAAACAGAAGGUCUCUCACCUAUACAUUGUGUCAGGGAGUUGUCUAAAGAGGUCUAGGGAGAGAUUGGGUAGAAAGGGUGGAGAACCCUCCACAUCCAUCCACUGACACAGACUGCACAGACUGCCAAGAGGUGGUCCAUGUAGGUCUUUAACAAGUAAGUAUUCAGGUAUUAGCUGAGGCCAGAGGGCAUGGCAGCCUACUUUGUAGAGUGUUGUGAGUGGAGAAAGAAGACAAGGUUUGUGAAGCUCACAGAGGCUCUGAAGGUCGUGAAUGUCUAUGCUGGCGAUAAGAGUCCAUAACAGCGAGAAGAUAAGUUCUGACGACAAGCAACCAUCGCCUUGCCAUCUCCAGAGUUUGGCAACCAUGCAUUAAACAAAAGCAAGGAAGUUUUUAGGUGGCUCUUGAGUUUAGGUCAGGUCAUAAAAAUUAGAUGGUUUUCUGCUGGUCUAAGUCAUUGUGGCUGUCUUUCUGGAAGAUUAAACUGUUACUUUGAGUAAGAAAAAAAAACUUGAUUUACUUGAAAAAAUGUAUUCCUUUUUAUUGUAAUGGUUUUUUUAAAAAUUAUAUUUUUCUUUUGUUUAAUAACACCUGGCUGAAAAAUAAAGACGUCA